GGGGGACCCGCCCCUCAGCAGAUGCGUAACAUUAUUAUGUUAUUUAUUUUGUAGCUCAAAAUCCAACAAGAAUUUAGAGAAAGAAAAUGGUGAGUGAGAUUGAUGAAGCAUUUAAUGCAUUUGGUUUACCCACUCUCUCUAUCUAUCCCUACAACUCCAUCUUCUUUCUCAAUCGCCAGUUUGCCACCUCUCUCUUUCUCUCUAUACAUAGAGCAGAGAUAUUGAUCCUAAUUGUAGCAGGCAGCAGCAUCACCAGCAACCACUAAUAUAAAUUGUGUCGGUGCAACAUAUCUCUGAUGCUGCGUCUGGAUUUGGAUUGCCCUUCUCCUGCAGCUCCUUCUCCAUCUUACCGUAGCAGUAGUGCUCUGCUGCCCUGCCAAGAUCAUGUGCUCAAUAUGUCUCCCAGGCCUGAAGGACAUGUAAGAGCACUAGUGGACGAUCACUCUUCUUUUUCCGGAAGCAACUCUCAUGCUUCAAAUAAAUUCCAGCGAAACUGUGUUAACUUGCAGUCUUCCAUGGAAUUGAUGAAAGAAAUUUCUAGUCUCGAAAUUGAAAUAAUGCAUUUGGAACGAUAUCUACUCUCACUUUACCGGACAGCUUUUCAGCAAAAUAUCCCAGCUUUGUUGGAAAAUCAGAAAAUCCAUUCACAAGGCAAGAUAAGCUCCCCUACCCAAUGUACAACUGAUCAAUCAUAUUCCGAUGUAGAACAAGAUAUGCUAAAAUGUGGUGCGGACCAAUAUGAUAGAAUCUCCACUUCAUGUGCUUUGGCUGGUUCAAGUGAUCACAUUCAGACUGCUAAGAAAUCAUUGUCUAUAAGGGAAAAGUUAACUGAUUCUGGCCACCGUAGCCUUGCGGAUCAUCUCACUGCCUCUCGCAUGGAUGACGUUCUUAGUUAUCCUGAUAGGCUGUCUGAAGAAAUAGUUAGAUGCAUAUCUUGUAUAUACUGCAAAUUUGCCAACCCAGAAAUUCUUGCUCAAAAGGGAUCAUCAGUUUCUUCUACUUCGUCGUUAUCAUCAUCAAGCACAUUUUCUCCAAGAAAUCUUUCAGGCAGCUGGAGUUCACAUCACAAUGAGAGCACUGAGCAAUAUGAAUUUGAAGUUUAUAAAGAUGAUGACAACAGGCCGAAUUCUACAAUGAUAGAAAUUUUGAAGAUAUGCCUAGAUGACGAUAGUUUCAAUUAUGCCACAACAAUGCUGCAUAAGUUCAGGUCACUGGUUAAGAGCCUUGAAAAGAUUGACCCAAGAAACAUGAAGCGUGAAGAAAAGCUAACAUUUUGGAUCAAUAUUCACAAUGCCCUGGUGAUGCAUGCUUAUUUAGCCUAUGGAACUCAAAAUUCUGUCAGAAGUUCUUCAAUCUUGAAGGCAGCUUAUAAUGUGGGUGGCCAUUGCGUAAAUGCUUAUGUCAUACAGAGCUCCAUAUUAGGGAUACGACCACACUAUUCUGCACCGUGGCUACAGACGCUCUUUUCUCCAGGGAAAAAGCUUGCGACAGCAAAUUCUAGACAUACCUAUGCCAUUGAGUACCCUGAGCCACUUGUUCACUUUGCACUGUCUUUGGGUGCAUCUUCUGAUCCUGCGAUCCAGGUUUACACAGCGAAGAACGUAUUUCAGGAUCUUAAAGUAGCGAAAGAGGAGUUUAUACGAUCUACAGUUUGCAUUAACAAGGACAAAAGGAUUUAUCUGCCAAAGAUCAUAUGCUAUUUUGCAAAAGAUAUGUCCCUGAGCACGGAUGGACUACUUGAAACUGUCAUGGGAUGUCUACCGGAAACUCAAAUGAAACUAGUAAGAUCAUGCAUGAAGGACAGAGCCGAUAAGUUGAUUUAUUGGCUACCCCAAAGUUGGACAUUUAGAUAUUUGAUCCAGAAACAAGUAAUCAAAGGAAGAUUAUCCAUUUAACUGUCAAUAUUAGCGUAGUACUUAUUUCUCUCCUUUAUUGAUAAGUCGUGUAAGCAUCAUUAUGUUAUUAUUCUGUUGGGAUGUUCAGUAAGUUUAAAGGAAGAGGUGGUUGCUUAAAGCUGGAGAUGUAUUGUAUCGUACUAUAUAUACGAGAGUAAAUUAAAGUUUGUCUGUUUGCAUUA
This is a messenger RNA of Capsicum annuum, 2077 nucleotides long. RefSeq lists its product as uncharacterized. Bases 297 to 1895 code for a protein of 532 amino acids. NCBI's taxonomy places the organism in Eukaryota, Viridiplantae, Streptophyta, Magnoliopsida, Solanales, Solanaceae. The transcript is spliced from 10 exons. The record is from RefSeq and is a predicted model, not a curated record.